AUGCCCCCCACUGUUGUCUAUGGAGCUGUGCCCUAUUUGGCUUAUUUGAUAAAAGACGUUGGGGCCCGUCUUGCCAUUAUGGGCCAUUAUUUACAAACCAGCCGCCAUAUGUAUCCCGUUACGCGACAUCAAAACAUCCGUGCCUAUCGUGGAUUACUGCCGUGGACACAAGACUGCGGGUUUAUCGCCCCGAGUGCAUUUGUCUGCGGAAAUGUGGAACUCGGCCACGAUGUGUGUAUUUUCUACCACACUGUAUUGCGCCAAUAUCACACCGCCGCCGAUGCGGUGCUUGUCAUUAUGGAUGGAUCUGUCGUGAUGGACCGCGCCACUUUAAUUGGAACUGUGCGUGUGGGUGCGGGUUCAUUUAUUGGCAUUGGCGCCAGUUUGGAUUGCUGCACGGUGGGCGAUCACACUUUUAUUGGCCACGGGGCGACGAUUGCAUUAGGCGCGAAUAUAGAAAAUAAUGCGAUUGUUGCCCCAGGGGCUUGUGUGCCGAAAGAUACCAUCAUUCACACGGGAGAAGUGUGGGCCGGCAAUCCAGCAAGAAAAGUGGCGGAUGUGGAUAGUGAUUACGGGAUUCAUCUCCAACACAUGCUGCAGAGGUGUAGAGAGAAUGGAAGAGCACAUGUAGAGGCUCUGCACACACACAUGCAUCGUACAGAGGAAUUAGACGCGGAGUGGCUACACCAUGCCCUUGCAGAGAUGGAGAAACAACAACAACAAAUGAUAUUAAAGACACCAGUGGAUAUUCCAUUGGAGGCAAAACGGUUUCUUGAACCACGUGUACACAUGCGAAGACCAGAGAUGCAUAUGCGGAUGUCUUAUCCAGUUAAUCGUGUGGCUCCAUGGAUGCCAAAGGUUGCAGACCAAACAGCCAACGCGUAG
This is a messenger RNA of Trypanosoma theileri, 885 nucleotides long. Its product is annotated as gamma carbonic dehydratase. The record is from RefSeq and is a predicted model, not a curated record. The transcript has a single exon. Lineage: Eukaryota; Euglenozoa; Kinetoplastea; Trypanosomatida; Trypanosomatidae. The coding region runs from base 1 to 885 and encodes 294 amino acids.